CUCUGGUUGGACUGACUAUUUCCGUUAUCUCCAAGCUACAUCAAUACCGGCCACUUGUUAGCGGCCAUCUUGUGAGUUCUCCAACCCUUUUGUUCGAACUGGGCCCACUCUGGAACCACAUAUCUGGGUGCCAGAUAAGCUAACCCAGUACGAUAAGACCAUGGAGAACGGCAGUCGAGAAUGGCCUGGAAAUAGUAAUGCAUCGGUUCAGAUUGAGCUACUGGCAUGUGUCACAAUGAGGAGCCACAUCUCGAGGAUUUUCCUGUAUACCUUCCUCUCAGUUGGCAUAGUCUGCACUGUUGUGGGGAACGUUUUGGUUGUCUUAUCCAUCUCCUACUUUAAGCAGCUACAGUCUCCUACAAAUUCUUUUGUUUUGUCCCUUGCAGUGGCUGACUGCCUUGUUGGACUGCUGGUGAUGCCUUUUAGUAUGAUACGGACUGUGGAGGGAUGUUGGUAUUUUGGUUCCUUAUUUUGCAAGUUUCACUCCAGCCUAGAUGUCAUGCUGUGUACUGCCUCUAUAUUCCACCUCAGCUGCAUUGCCUUUGACCGUUACUAUGCGGUGUGCAACCCCCUGGUUUACUCCUUAAAGAUGUCCAAUAGUAAUGUAGCUAUGCUCAUUGCCAUUUGUUGGACUGUUCCAAUGCUCAUUUCAUUUGGCCCCAUAAUGUUAGACCUUCACAUUGCUAAUGUAGACAUCUUAAUUCCUUCAGAUUUGUGUGUGUUCUUGGUCAGCCGUGUUUAUGCCGUCAUGGCCUCUUUGGUAGCCUUUUACCUCCCUAUGGCUGUCAUGCUUGUGGCAUACUGGAAGAUCUACAAAGCUGCAAAGCGACAGUCUAAGCAGAUCAGUGCCAUGGAAAGCCAAAUGGCUGCUGGAGUGGGCAAAGAUUCAAGCAAGAAAAAAAGACACCGCAACACUAUGAAGAGAGAAGGAAAGGCUGCAAAAACUCUAGGUAUUAUCAUGGGAGUUUUCCUUAUCUUCUGGAUGCCUUUCUUUACUGUCAACAUUGUUGAUCCAUUCAUUGAAUACAGCACAGAAGUUGUUGUAUGGGAUGUUUUUCUCUGGUUGGGAUACAUCAACUCAUCAUUAAAUCCCUUCCUGUAUGGAUUUUUCAAUCACUGCUUUCGUAGGGCUUUCAUCAUGUUUAUAAGCUGCAGAGUGUGCCUCCCUGGAAUAUCGCCCGGGAUGGAGCUAUCACAUUCUAAGAAAGAGAAAAACUAAUGUACAGAUAAGUUCUUAAAAUGACGUUUCCUAAAACUAUAAAAACCUAAAGUAGGUGCUAGAGUUGUUAGUAAAAAUAAAAAGUGUGAUUAUAAAGUACAACUCAACUACUCUAGCCAGACUUAGUUUUUAAUAAAUUUGCAGUAUGUUAACCUUUAAAUUUAGUGCUACACUGAUUUUGAUACCAACAAGUUAGAACUAACAGUAACAUUCCUCUCAAAACAUGCAGUUUCUAGCUUUACCUGCUUUGAAGUUUUCCCUCUGCGUAUUGUAAGUGAUAUGCCAUGGAACCAUCUAUUUCAUAUGUAUAUAGAAACACAUUUAUUUGCUAAAGUCGUUCACAUAAAAGAAAAUUAAGUUUAUGGAAGAGGGAAAACCACAAAAAAUGUUAAAUAUUCAAACAGCAACAUAUUUAAAAAGUGUAAUAUAGUAAUACAUCUUUGCAAACCACACGUUUGUUUUGUUUCAGCAGAAUUGUCAAUAAUCCCUUUGGUUCCUGCUGUCAGAGAAACUUGUAUUUGUCAACUUUAAAGAUGUGAAUGCAAUCAUGAAGGUAAAAAGUGUAUGUCAAACGUGUUUAUUUAUUUGAUGAUCACUUAUCUUAAAUGUAUUAACUUUGAUAAGACAAGCAUACUUUUGAAAACACAAAAUGUUGAACACAGAAAGCAUGGGAUGCAAAAAUAUAAACUUAAUCUCUAAGAAAAGGACAUGCUCUGCUCUAACUACAUGGUCUUAAUGUACACUUGUUUUUUAUGUACUUCAUAUGAAUUAGUUUAUGUUAUGUUAUCUGAUUAUUGGGGUGUUAUUGUCAAUCUGCAUUAGUAUUAGUUUUUAUUUUUAAAAACAAUUUUAUUCUUUUAAUCAUUGUGUAUGGACAUUUUAGACAGAUUCUUACCUUAAUGUAUCGUAGUUAUAAACCUUGUAAAGAUAAAUUUGCCAUAUUAAAUAAGAAUUGUUAACUACAAACAAAUGGAACAAGUGUUGAUGUAGUUUAUCUGGUUAUUAUUCUGGUAAAGGCCUGUUACCAAAAUGACAUUAAAAGUUGACAUAAAGUGUGUUACUCCUUUUUUUUUUUGUUUAUAAAUUUUUUAUUUCACUUUAAGAAGAUUUCUUGGUGUCUGUGUUUUUAUUUAAAUAAUUCAACAAAGCCCCUUAAUCUGUUUUUUUGUUGUGCUUUUUGUUUUCUUAGGCCUACUAACCUAUUUUGUAGCCAUAUACCUGAUAAAUUUCUACAAGGAAAACAGUUCAACAAUUUUCAUCUCUCCGACAACUUU
This is a messenger RNA of Cyprinodon tularosa, 2493 nucleotides long. Its product is annotated as 5-hydroxytryptamine receptor 4. The transcript has 2 exons. Gene Ontology annotation, molecular function: trace-amine receptor activity. The record is from RefSeq and is a predicted model, not a curated record. Lineage: Eukaryota; Metazoa; Chordata; Actinopteri; Cyprinodontiformes; Cyprinodontidae. Gene Ontology annotation, biological process: adenylate cyclase-activating adrenergic receptor signaling pathway. The coding region runs from base 161 to 1219 and encodes 352 amino acids. Gene Ontology annotation, cellular component: membrane.